GUUUAAUGUAGCUGUUGGCCACAAUAACAACACAAGCAGCAACAGCGGUCCACGAGCUAGGAUGAGCAACCCUCGCAUCAACAAUUCCAGAGGUGCAAAUCCACGGGUCAGAAACCCUGUCUCUUCAAACAGACAACACAUCCAUGGACAAAAUAAGCACAAGACAAAUAACCGUAACAAGCAAGGGGGAUGGUGGUCACAUGAGACCAACAUCCCAAGAGUAUCUGGAUCCUCAGCAGCAAGAGAGCAAGUCCUCUGUCAACUACAACUCCUCACGUGGCAAUGGAAGUGACAGCGAUGGUGCUGGAGCUGUGGCAGUUGAGGUUCUGAGGGAAGCAGAAGCACUAAUGCGAAAGCACGCCAAUCACCCAGAGUUCCUUCUACAGUUAUUCCGUCAUGCAUCACAGAUCACAGUCAACACAGACCAGCAUGUGGCUGUUGCACUGUUGCAAGAUCUGGCAACACAGCCUCAUGGAUCAAACCAUGGGAUGAAUAGCAGUAACAGGGGGAUCAAUAAUGAGAACAGUAAUUUCUCACUGCCUGCUCCCCUACGCGAUUCCUCUUGGCGAAGCCACUCUACUUCACAGGCAGAUCGGCAUAACAUACUCCCACAGGAAAACAUAAGUGCAGCAGGUCUGUCAGGGUCAGAAGUCAGUGACAGUGGACUCACUUCUGAAGAUGAAGACAGCAGGGCAUUGUACCGAAACGUGAAGAACCUUAGCCUGAGCCCCGGGGGACGUCCAGGGGCCACAGGAGCAAUUCCUCGCACCACCCCAGACAUCAACACCAGCCACCCUCGCCCCCCAGCCCCCCAGCCACACCGCUACCAUCAAGGGGGGGUAGUCUCUCAGCCCCACCUGCAAUACCCACCCCAAGCCUCGCACCAUAAUUACCCCUAUUUCCAGCAACAACAUAACCUCUCCAGCAAUCGGGAGAGCAGUCGAGGGACAGCACACUCCGAGAGCACCCUAUAUGACCACCUUCCCUACAGUGACUCCCAAAUGAGCAGCUCGCACCCCCAAGAGGUGGAGGAGGAAUGGCUGAGACAUGCCCUGGAGAGUGAAGAAGUGGAACAGAAAAGCCAGAAGCCGCUGGACACAGCCGGCUCUUCCCCAGAACACCCCCAUCAUGCCAUACAUACACUGAGCAAUGACACUGAGUACUUGACGUUCGAGACUCUCGUGUCGUCUGCAGUCAAGGCAAGUGUCGAGGUCCUGCAGAGUCAUGUGGGGGGAGCUAUGACUCCAGGGGGGUCUGUGUCUCCACUGCUUCUCACCACGCUCCACCACACUCUCAUUGCACAGAUCCAGAAUCAAGCUCAGUCCCUCCAGCUGCCACAAAGCUUCCUUUUCUCUGUGUACAAUGAACUUAAGGAAGCUCUGCAGGUCUUCUCUGGAAAACAACUGAGAGAAGUGAGCAAUGAAGUUCCUUCAGUGAUAUCACAAGUGUUGUUAACUCAGUACUGCAGUGUGCUUGUGCAGCGCCUUAGGGAUAACCACCCUGUCCUCCCCGAGACCCCCACUAAACUGCCACAAAAUAAACAGGUUCUGAAGAAUGAAACAGCAAGUGAAACCACAACACCUGUGAAUGCGAGUCGUCACUCCCAGGAGAACACAACAGCCACCCAGACAGAGCCAAAUGUAUUUUCCUUGACUUCCCACCAGCAUACAGUGCUGACACAUACCUCAGACACUGCCCAUGGAGCCAGUCAUUAUGCACCACCACACACUUUCAGCAUGAGUCUGGCUACAGGAGGGAUAUCAUCAAACAAGCAGCACUCCCUAGUUUCCUCCUCCCAGCCUGUGGCCACCACCACAGCCAGUCUGCCUGGCCAUUCCUCACUACCACACCCUCCACAAAUCACAGCCUCGCACUUCCAACCGUCUUCUGCAUCGGGAAGUGGCCAGUGGCAACUUCCAAUGGCAAAUGCAUCUCCAGGUGGGGCCUCCAGUACCCUGGAGGCUGCUAGCGAGAGCCAUGCCAGUGCAAUGCCCACCUCACAGCCUGAGUCAUGGGCAGCCAGUAGCAGCAAGCCACACCUGGCAGAAGCAUCUUCCAGUGUGUCACAGCAAGAUACUGCUUCUUCAAGCAGUGCCAGCCAGAUGAACAGCAGUCAGCAGGAGUGGGCAGAGCCAGAGCAUGAAGAGGCUGUCAUGGACGACCUAUCUGAGCCGGUUCUACCAGUGCAUGACCUUGCUGAAGCAGACCAAUCACAAGAUGCAGGUGAUGCUGCUGAAGGUGACUGGGAAGACUCGCAAGCAGAAGGCAUUCAGGCAGACAGUGCGAGUGGCACGGCCGAUUCAAGCCCAGAGCAGCCAAUACGCUUACAGCCAAGGGAGAAGGCAUCGCAGCAGCAGGCAGAGGCAGAAGGCAUGACAGAAUGUGAGGCAGAUGAAGCAGAGGGAACAGUCAUAGGGGCUGUGGCACACAUGGGCUAUAGUGCUCAUCAUGGUCAGGGAGCUACUAGGGAGUUAGGACUUGAUGAAGUCCCCACAAAACUUCAAAGUCCUGAUGGUGGCUCUCCCAGUGGUUCUCCUGAACACCAUGCAAGUGGGGCACAAGGGGGGCAUACCACAGCACACCAGAGUCUGCUCCACACAACUCCCCCACAGUCACAGAAUUCUCAUCCCAAAAGUUCAUCUCAUGCUAUGCAGCCACCUCAUUCACCAGGAGGGAGUGAGGGCUGACCUCUGCACCUCCCAAAGUGCUCCUCCAUGAAGUGUACUAUGAGGAGGAAGAGGAACAGGGAUGCCAAGCUGAUGGAGCUGAAGAGGAGGGAAGGGAUGAAGGCAGGGAAUGAGAUCAUUCAACCCAACGCAGUUCCAGAAACUGACGAUUCAAGUGAUGAGGACACAAGAGCUAAUCAGGCUUGCGUGUUGUCUAGUCCAGUGGUUAUGUUAGGGUCGUGCAUUGUAAGUCUGGUCACAGUCCUCUUCUGCAAGAUGCGUGUUUAUCACACCAAGUGACCGUAGUUCCUCCGCUCCUGUUUUAGCCUCUGAGGCAAUUCUUUAUGGUGAUUGUGUUAGUGCUGUGCAAAGUACAGUUGGAGUAGUCAUCUGAUACAUAACCAAAUAUACCAUAUCAUACUUCAUAUAAGAUGACAGUUAUAUGCUGUAGAACUAACUAUUACUUUCUUUUGUGGGCAUGCAUUUUCUGUAGAUCUUACUUUAACUAUUCAGAAGACUGUUCUUUAAAGCAUACAAGCUCAAGAAAAUUGUUCAUUUUAUUCUGAGCUUUUUUUUUUUUUUUAUUCCUUUCUUGGCAUGAAAACAUUAUUUUGAAUUCACCCAUUUGAAAGGGUUUAGGGUCACACACAUCUAUGGGUAGAUUACAAGGGUUAGGUUUGUCAUUCAUAAUAUACCAAAUUAGUAAACCAUCUACAAGUCUGGGUAAAAUGUGACACAGGAUACAUGGAUGUGUUCUCUUUGCUAGUAAGAGGUGUUGUUCAUUUAUAUGAUUCAGAUGCCUGAUUUAUCAUUUUUCACUACUUAAUGUAAAACAUCAACAUAGUAAAUUUAAGCAGGUAUUUUUUAUAACUUUUUAUUUACAAGAUCCUGAUAAUCAAAAAAGUGGACAUUCUUUG
Messenger RNA from Penaeus monodon (black tiger shrimp), 3583 nucleotides. RefSeq names its product pneumococcal serine-rich repeat protein-like. Lineage: Eukaryota; Metazoa; Arthropoda; Malacostraca; Decapoda; Penaeidae. Bases 144 to 2687 code for a protein of 847 amino acids. The transcript is spliced from 15 exons. The record is from RefSeq and is a predicted model, not a curated record.